Molecule: messenger RNA, 2264 nt
Organism: Gopherus evgoodei (Goodes thornscrub tortoise)
Lineage: Eukaryota; Metazoa; Chordata; Testudines; Testudinidae
Product: zinc finger protein OZF-like
Exons: 4
Coding region: 639-1994 (451 amino acids)
Biological process (GO): regulation of transcription by RNA polymerase II
Molecular function (GO): RNA polymerase II cis-regulatory region sequence-specific DNA binding; DNA-binding transcription factor activity
Source: RefSeq, a predicted model, not a curated record
GGAGCAGGAGGAAGGAGUGGGGGGGGUUGCAGGCACAAGAAGGGGCUGGAGGAGCGGGGGGGGGCAGGAGCCGGGAGAACAAAGAACCGAGAGCAUCAGCCACUGGGCGAGUCUGUGCUAGGGGGGCGUCAUUAACCCCUCCCUGCCCGGCCGGGGGGGGGGAUUUCUCCAGCUGGGACCAGCCCCCCCGGGCUCUGCCCGCAUCCGCUCCGGAGCCAGGGGCCGGUGACCUUCGAGGAGGUGGCUGUGUAUUUCACCAGGGACGUGUAUUUCAGAGAACCCUCUGCAGAGCCGUCAUGCAGGAGAACUGCGAGAAUGUGACCUCUCUAGGUUUCCUUGGCAAUCUGAAAUUGCAAACUAUACAGUUAUAAUCUCUUUCCCAAAGAGGCGAUGGGUGCCCUGGACUAUCUGAGAUAAAGGCUAAGCGACUGCGAUCGGUCGGGACGAUUUCAACCUUUGUUUCAGCCUACGGUCUGCACUGAAAAUAUUAUCCGAGCAAGGAGAUUUUGUAAAAAGCUGCAUUUGGGCCAGUCUGUAUUUCAGAAGCACCUUGAUCAGAUAACCCCAAAUCUGGCCCACCAACCCUGCUCCACACUCCCCUGGUGCACAGUGAAUUUGAAGACAAUCCAAGUGAUGGGAUGGUGAGUGAGAAUGAGGAGCAGACCCCUCAGCAGGAAGACGCUGAGCCCGUGGAAGUAUAUGGGGCGUUAUCGCAAAGCUCUGAAGGGAUUGUGUCCAUGAGUUGUGAGCAGGGAAAAGGUUGUGAGGCUCAGCACAGGCCAGAAAGGGAGCAGGGAACUGAGCCGAGGGAGAAAGAGGGUAAUUGUCAGGAAAGUCACAAGGAAACCACAGCCCAGCAGAGCAACCUCACAAGCAAGAGAAGCCACACGCGCCCUGAGCGGGGAGAAAACGUCAGUAGCCCUUCGGCUGUUCUUCGACACGAGAGAAUCCGCACCGGAGAUCCACCCCACCAAUGUGGCGAGUGCGGGAAGACCUUCCGUCGGAACUCGCACCUUGUUCGCCACCAGAGCGUGCACACGGGAAACCGACCCUUCCGAUGCUCGGAGUGUGGGAAAAGCUUCAGCGUGAGCUCCAACCUGAUGGCCCAUGAGACCAUCCACACGGGCAGUCGCCCCUUUUCCUGCUCCGAGUGCGGGAAGAGCUUCAACCGACGUGCCAACCUGAUGACGCACUGGAGAAUUCACGUGGGAAAGAAGCCCUUCAUGUGCUCGGAGUGUGGGAAAAGCUUCACGGACAGCUCGAACCUCAUCCGGCACCAGCGAACCCACACGGGGGAGCGACCCUACGCGUGCUGCGAGUGCGGGAAAAGCUUCCCGGACAGUUCCGACCUUAUCCGGCACCAGCGAACCCACACGGGGGAGCGACCCUACGCGUGCUGCGAGUGCGGGAAAAGCUUCAGUCGGAGCUCCACCCUCAUUCGGCAUCAGAGGAUCCACACGGGAGAGACGCCCUAUAAGUGCCACGAAUGCGGGAAAAGCUUCAGCGUGAGUUCCAACCUUAUCACGCAUUGGCGAAUUCACACGGGGCAUCGGCCCUUCACCUGCUCCGACUGCGGGAAGAGUUUCACGGACAGCUCCAACCUCACUCAGCAUCAGAGAAUACACAGGGGGGAGAACCCCUAUAGCUGCCCCGAGUGCGGGAAAAGCUUCACUCAGAGCUCGGCUCUUCUUGCACAUCAGCGGAUCCACACGGGAGAGCGACCCUACGAAUGCUGCGAGUGCGGGAAAACCUUCAGCGUGAGCUCAGCCCUCGUCGCGCAUCAGAGACUCCACACGGGGGAGAGACCCUUUAAAUGUUCUGAGUGCGGGAAGAGCUUCAGCGUGAGCUCAACCCUCAUCAUACAUCAGCGAAUCCACACGGGGGAAAGGCCGUAUCGAUGCUCGGAGUGUGGGAAAAGCUUCAAUCAGAGCUCCCACCUGGUUAGGCACCAGAGUCUCCACGGGGGAGAUAAGCACCAUAAAAACUUUGUCUAAGGCUGUCAAAAAAAAACCACCAAGUUUUUUUUAAUACGUUUCUAAUUCCCACCUAGUGACUUUCCAGGCUCUUUGCAUCACUCGCAGCUCCCCCGAGAUGAGUAACACACUGUUGGAGUGAAUCCCUUGGUCCUUUCUAUCCGCUCCUUCGUCCUGAGUCCUGAGAAUGUAUGUCCCUCCUACCGGGAAUGUCCAUCACCUUAUAGAAUCACAGAAUACCAGGGUUGGAAGGGACCUCAGGAGGUAUCUAGGCCAACCCUUUGCUCAAAG